Drosophila takahashii is the source of this 708-nucleotide messenger RNA. RefSeq lists its product as uncharacterized. NCBI's taxonomy places the organism in Eukaryota, Metazoa, Arthropoda, Insecta, Diptera, Drosophilidae. The record is from RefSeq and is a predicted model, not a curated record.
CGAAAUCAAGUAGUCGACAUGGACACACGUUUGCUGAUUGCACUAUUGCUACUCGCAGUUUGCAGGGGAGAGGAUCGGGAUCAGAACCUUGAUCAGGAUCAGGAAAAGGCGAAGCGAUUUAAGCCCGGGCGCUAUGUUCCCCAGUUGCACGGAGCCACCGGUUGGUAUGUGCCCGAUAAUAGUGGAAAGUACCAACACGAUCCGAGGCCCUAUGACGGCGGCUACGGGGAUCGUGGCGAGCCCUAUGAACUCGAUCUACGUGGCAUUUUCCGCAAGGCCCAGAUGGAACUGGAGGCCAAAGGUGGCCUAACGCUUGGUCCACGGGAUCACCUGCGCUUCAUGAUCGACUUCAAUUUCAACGGCACCGGCUGGCAGAUAAUCCAGUUCCACUGGGUGCGAGAUGGAGACGAAUCGGAUCCAGAUGCCAAGCGGUAUAGCUACUUGAAUGAAAACAAAUUGUGGGAUGCAGAUCAGGCCUAUGAAUAUCAGCAACCCGAUGACGGUCAACCGGAAGCUACAGAGUAUCAGGAGCCACAGGAUCCACAGGUCCAGGAACCAGUCGUGGGUCCAACUGAGCAGCAAGAGAAGCAACAAUCUAACAUCAAUUCAGAACAGGAUCCCGUUAAAAUCCAUGACACCAUCAAUGAGGUCCUGGAGUAUAUACAGCAACGAAUCCUUCCCAAGUUGAGUUAAAUUUGUUUAGUAAAU